This is a messenger RNA of Manis javanica (Malayan pangolin), 1338 nucleotides long. NCBI's taxonomy places the organism in Eukaryota, Metazoa, Chordata, Mammalia, Pholidota, Manidae. The record is from RefSeq and is a predicted model, not a curated record.
AUGGGGCCAGCCCAGGACCACCAGGGUGUGGAACUGGAGACCAUGGUUUUUAAUAAAGCCAGCCUCUCAGUGGGAAGCCUUGGAAUCCGCCCCGGGUACGGCGCGGGGGACGCAGCUGGGGAGGGUCCGGGGCUCCUGGGUGCGGCUCACCCGAGCGCGCCUGCAGGGGGAGCCGGGCCGCGUCGGUGCGCGCCGGAGCAGCAGGCUGCAGGUGUGCGCCGGAGGGCACCGCGCCGCGCACCCGGGCCUGGGUUAGCGUCUCGCCACGGCAUUCGUCCCGCAGGCCACCCAGCGGCUCGGCAGCCGCCGGCGUUCGGGCCGGAAGCGGGGCCGCCGGAGCUGAGCACGCGGAGCAGCGCCGGGCGGGGCCUGCAGCCGCGCCCGCGCCGCGGUCCUGCGUGGGCCGGCGCGCCGAGCGAGGCAGCUGCGGGCGCUCCCGACGUCCGGAACAUUUUUCCGGGUCGCCGUGGGGAGGGGAGAGUCCCACGGAAGCGGCGGCAGACGACCGCAAAGGGCCGUUUCGCCCGGACUUCCAACCCGAUGCUCGCCAGGACGCCCGCCCAGACCACUGACCGAUGCUACUUCCGAGACCCACGGUGCGGCCGGGGCGCGCGCCGCGUCCUGCCUGAGCCUGGGUGCCGGCUUAGCCCGGCUCUUUAUAACCCGGCCCCUGGACCUGGAGCUGCGGCCCCUGUUAUUUAUUGAAGGCCUACACUGUGAAAGGCGCUGGGACAUAACCGUGAGUAAACAGACAGAGAACUUAACAUUCUAGUCAGGCCAGACAAACAAGAAAGGUGAGUAGAAUAUAUGGAAAUCCCAGCAAUUCCACUCCUAAGUAUAUGCCCAACAGAAAAGUGCAUGUGUGCACCAGAAGACACCUGCAUAAUGUUCAGAAUAGCCCCAAACUGGAUACAACAGCAAAUGUUCAUCAACAAUUGAAUGGGAUAAAAAAAUUGUGGUGUAUUCGUACAGAAUACACCACAAUGAAAAAAUGUGGUAUAUUCGUACGGAAUACUCCACCACAGUGAAAAAGAAUGAACUACUACUAUACCCAACAAGGAAGAAUCUCACAAGUAUAAUAUUGAAUGCACAAUGUAUAAUACUGAAUGUAUAACAAGGUAUAUUGAAUAGUGAUAUGAAAGAGUUCAUACUGUAUGAUUCCAUUUAUAUAAAAUAUAAAGACAAGGAAAACAAAUCUACAUUAGAAUCAAGAUAGUGCUUACCCUUGGGGGUGCAGUGGAGAGUGACUAGAACACAAGGAGCUUCUAAGGGGCUAGUCAAGUUCUGCUUUUUGCUCUAGUUGUUGAUUACACAGGUAAUAAACCUUGUGAAAAUUGA